Molecule: messenger RNA, 378 nt
Organism: Fusarium pseudograminearum CS3096
Lineage: Eukaryota; Fungi; Ascomycota; Sordariomycetes; Hypocreales; Nectriaceae
Exons: 1
Coding region: 1-378 (125 amino acids)
Biological process (GO): endoplasmic reticulum to Golgi vesicle-mediated transport
Cellular component (GO): TRAPP complex
Source: RefSeq, a predicted model, not a curated record
AUGACCAUGACAUUCUGCACAGGCGCACCAAAGCUUACAUCGACAUACAGUGUUCAUGCAAUCACCUCCCGUCUCAACCCAGUCAACAAUAUACCAGAAGCAACGCCUCCAGGUAGCAGACCAGAACCACCAUCAGGUUUGGAAGUGCUAGAGACAGAAAACUUUCGCAUGCAGUGCUUCACCACCAUGACAGGCACAAAGUUUCUCCUCUUCACCGACACAACACAGGCAAACGUUGAUGUCACCAUCCGAAAGAUCUACGAUCUCUACUCGGAUUAUGUCAUGAAGAACCCUUUUUAUUCUCUCGAGAUGCCUAUCCGCUGCGACAUCUUUGACCGGAAACUACUAUCAUACAUCAGGGAGAUCAACAACCGAUAG